Molecule: messenger RNA, 1348 nt
Organism: Aspergillus novofumigatus IBT 16806
Lineage: Eukaryota; Fungi; Ascomycota; Eurotiomycetes; Eurotiales; Aspergillaceae
Product: trans-2-enoyl-CoA reductase (NADPH) TSC13
Exons: 3
Coding region: 79-1014 (311 amino acids)
Biological process (GO): very long-chain fatty acid biosynthetic process
Molecular function (GO): oxidoreductase activity, acting on the CH-CH group of donors
Source: RefSeq, a predicted model, not a curated record
GUUGGCUUCACUUUCGGUCAAGUUUACGGGCACGCGCUAUUGCGAGAUCAGAAAGGAGUGCGAUCGCGUUCAAUUCCAAUGGCGUCGACAAUCACAUUGGUCGUUCAACCCCGGGGAAAACCCAUUAGGAAGCUUCCAAAGGAACUUCAGAUUGGUCCCAAUGCUUCUACUCAAGAAAUCUAUAGCUCACUCGCGGAAGCUUCGGGCUUCUCCAUCCACCGUUUGAGGAUCACCAAGGGAAGCGAUCGAACAGUUGUCCCCAAUGCAAAGGGCGCGAGUAUCAAUGAUAUUGGUCUCAGGGAUCAGAGUGUGGUUCAUGUCAAGGAUCUGGGCCCCCAGAUUGCAUGGCGCACAGUCUUCAUUAUCGAGUACCUGGGACCUCUUCUCAUCCAUCCUCUGUUUUUGUUCCCUCUCCGGCCAUAUAUCUACUACAACUUCGACAAGCCUCUACCCGAGCCUUCCGACCUGCAGCUACUGAUCUGCGGGCUUUUAACCGUUCACUUCGUCAAGCGAGAGCUCGAGACUCUCUUUGUCCACCGUUUCAGCAAUGCCACUAUGCCCGUCCGCCACAUCUUCAGGAACAGUGCUCACUACUGGGUUCUUGCCGGCUUCAACAUCGCGUACUGGGUUUUCCGCCCCGACGCGGCUGCUGCCACCAACAAACCCAACCCUGUCCUCCUCUACAGCGGUCUUGCGCUUUUCGUCUUCGGCGAGCUGGCUAACUUGAAUACCCAUCUGGCGCUUCGCGACCUGCGUCGACCGGGUACUACCGAGAGGGGCAUCCCAUCCGGCUUCGGAUUCAACCUUGUGACCUGCCCCAAUUACUUGUUCGAGAUCAUUGCCUGGAUUGGCGUCUAUCUGGUCAGCGGAAUGAGUUUGAGUGUCUUGUUCUUCAUAACUAUUGGAGGUUCUAUAAUGGCUAGCUGGGCCGCCAAGAAGGAACGCCGCUAUCGCAAAGAGUUCGGUGACAAGUACAAGCGCAAGAGGUUUGUCAUAAUCCCCGGAAUCUUCUAAGUAGUAGAUUCGGUGAUUAGACCAACCUGCGUAUGGAAAGCCAGCCAUUCCUGCGGGAAUAUGGCCAUGUCACGGAGCAUCCGGUGAGACACUUGCCAGCUAACAAGGGUUGCUGUGACGCUACACGCAAGAAAGAGAGGGUGCUUGGUGGGGGAAUUACUUCUUAUGCACGUCAAAUUUCCACUUGCAGCAGUUAACGAUGAGGACAUAUGCUCUUCAUUAGGCGCUCGCAAACUCCCGAUAUGCCUUACGCCAAAUAGUUGCUAGAAUAAGGAGCGAUGGAAAAGAGAAGUCUCAUCAUAUAAUCCCAUUAGUGAACCAAAUCCAACGUUUG